GCUAUUGAAAGCGGACAGACGAGCAGCCGGUCCUCCCUCUGACACCCUUCACCCCGGCGGUCCAGAGGCGCUCACUCCCAUCCCACACAGAGAACCAGUGCAUUCAGCCCUCAUCCAGACACAACUGACCCAGCACAGACAGCAUGUCUCAGCAUAGUCUGAUGUCAACACAGGAGAGGAAAAUGCAGGCAGCGGCUAUUUGUAGAGAAAUCCACGCCAACGACGAAGCAGAGAUGGACCUGGGUAAGAAAGUCAGCGCACCAAAGGAGAUCAUGUUGGAGGAACUUUCCCUGGCUUCAAACAGGGGCUCACGUCUCUUCAAGAUGCGUCAGAAGCGCUCCGAGAAAUACACAUUUGAGAGUAUUCAGAAUGAAGUCAACGUACAGCACAGUACUGAUGCUGUUUUUCCUGGUCCAAGUGCUGAGAUGACAAACAUUUUAAGUGAUGAAAACUGUCUUGGAGUUGAUCAGGCACCAAAUACGCUCAAUCCUGACAAUAUUGCUCCAGGUUACGGUGGUCCCUUGAAGGAUGUUCCAGCAGAGAAGUUCAACUGUACAGCAAUGCCCAAAUCCUACCAGUCUCCCUGGGAGCAAGCCCUCACCAGUGACCCUGCCCUGGCCCAAACACUGCUGGCCCGCGUCCCUGAACCCGAGAGCACACAGCAGAUCCCUCAAUACAAGAGCUUCAACAGGGUGGCCAUUCCAUUUGGCGGUUUCGGCAAGGCUCCCAAAGUCCCUGUUAAAUCUGUAGAUGUGGAUCCAGGACUCGUCGUUCCCCGUCCCGCAGCCGAAGUCCCUGCUAUUGUCAAGCGACCCACUUUCAACAGGACGGCCUCAGGAUGGGUCACCGACAGCGGCCCUCUGACCCUUCCCAGCAUCCCUCUGGAGCCCAUUUCAUCCAUGUCUUCUACAUUCAUCCCCGAGUCUGAUGACCUCUGAACUUUAGUCUUGCUUACAUGAGCUUGUCUCUUAUUCACUACCAGUCUAAAGUUUAAUAAUUAGGAUUAACAGGAUUCGUAAUGUCUUUGAAAGAAGACUCAUCAAUAUGGAAGUUUGUUCUGCCAACGAAGAAAAAGCUAACUCUGACUUUUUGGCUGCGUCCGAAAUCACGUACUUCCCUACUGGAUAGUGUGUGAAAAACAGUAUGCGAGCCGAGUAGUAUUCGAAAAAUCAGUAUGCGAGAAAUACCCGGAUGACCGACUACUUCCGACUAGAUUCUGAAAUUGGACGCUGCACUAUCCCAAGAUGCAAUGCGAGAGAAUUCAUGAAUGGGAGUAAAGCAAUGCAAGGGUAGGUCAUGUAAUAAUGAUAUAAUAAUAUAAUGAUAUGUAUAAUAAUUCCACUCAAACUACUCACAUUCAUACUAUAUAGAAGGUGUAGUAAAUUCAAAUUAAAAUGUAGUACCUAGUCGAGUAGUAGGCGAUUUCAAACGCAGCCUUUAUGUCAGAAUUGAGACUUUUAUUCUGAGAAUUGUAAGAUUAUAAACUCAAAAUUGUGAGUAAUAAAGUCAGAAUUGUGAGAUGUGAAUUCUCAAUUCUAAGUUAUGAAUUAUCUUAAGUAAUAACUCUGAGAUAAAAUGUUGCAAAUAUGAGUUUUAAAGUAAGAUUUUUGACUUCGCAACUCAGAAUAUUGAGUUUAAAUCUUUCAAUCCUGAGAAAAAACGUCAGAAAUCUAAAAAAGUCACAAUUUUGUGUUAUAAAGUCAGAAUUCUGACAUAAUAACUGAAUUUUGAGUUUAUAUCUCACAAUUCUGAGAAAAAGAAAAGUCAGAAUUUUGAGAUAAAAGAUGUCAGAAAAAAAUGUCAGACUUCACAACUAAUAAUUGCGACUCAUUUUGGCUGUACAUCUCUCAAUUCUGAUAAAAAAGGUCAGAAUUCUGAGAUAAAAAGUCACAAAAAAAGUUCUGACUAUAUAAUUUGGAAUUGUGACUUUUUAAUCACAGAAAUCUGACUUUAUAACUCAAAUUUGUUGCUUUUUAUUUCAGAAUUUUGUAAAAAAAUAAAAAAAAAAUAAAUAAAUAAAUAAAGAUUUCAGAAUUUUAAGAUUUAAAAGCUUCUGACUUUAUUCAGCAGGCACAAGACAUCAACCUGACGUCAGAUUGACGCUGUACCCCCAACAUCAUGUGGACAUUGCAUUUUGUUUGGAAAUGAAAAUUGCGUUGACGUCAGAACCCGACGUCAGGCCGACGUCAAUGUCCAACGUCUAGCUUAACAUCAUCCAAAGAUAAAAUGAUGUUGCAGCUUGACCUGUGUGAACGUUACCAAUAUGACGUCUAUCAGACGUUGGAUUUUGGUUGCCAUACCAGACAAAUAAAUGAAAUCAACAUGAUGUUGGUUUAAGAUGUUGGCUCAAAAUAUCAACAUUAUUUGAAGUCGUUUUUGGGCAUCAAAAUAAUGUUGUCCUUAGACACUGGCUAGACGUUGAUUUUUGGUCACCUGACAUCACAAUCUAACCUAAUAUUAACAUCUUAUGACAUUGUGCGCCUGCUGGGUAUAACUCGCUAUUGCACCUUUUUUAAACCCGAAACUGCGACUGUCUCAGAAUUCUGACUUUUCAUCUCAAAAUCUCAAAAUUCUGACAUUAUAAAACAAUUUUGAGUUUACAUCUCACAAUUCUGAGAAAAAAGUCACAAAACAGUUUUGACUUCAUAACUCAUGAUUGCAACUUUUUUACCUCAAAAUUCUGACUUUAUAAUUCCUAAUUUUAAGUUUAAAUGUCUCAAUUCUGAGCAAAAAUGUCAGCGUGUUCUCGUAAAAUGUUUGCGUUCUGAGAAAAUGCAGCACAUUUUACUAGUUGUUUGCAUUAUGGGAAAAUGCAGUGCGAUUCUUUGUUCUUUGUAAUUGCAUGUUUCCUUAAAUUGCAGCAUGUGAAGCUCUUUCGGCGACCGUAGAAUUCUGAGAUGAAAAAAGUUCUGACUUUAUAACUCAAAAUUGUGACUGUUUUAUAACAAAAUUCUGACUUUUUAACUCAGAAUUUUGAGAUAAAAAGUUGCCAAAAUUCUGACUUUAUCACUCAUAAUAGCGACUUUUUUAUCACAUAAUUCAGAUUUUAUAACUCAUAAUUCUCAAAUCUGAGAAAAAUGUUUAAGUCUGAGAUAAAAAAUAACCCAUAAAUUAUAACUAAAGUCUGUAUUCUAAGAUUAAAAAGACGCAAUAACCUUUUUAUUAUUAUUUAGUAGCGGAAAUGAACUUUCAUACUUCAGGGCUAUAUUUAUAUCAAUAAAAUACACUAGAAAUAGUAAUAAUUUUAAUGAUUAGUGCAAUUUAAUAUAACUGGUUUCUCUUUAAAUAUAUUUUAAUUUCUAAUUUAUUCCUGUGAUGCAAAGCUAAAUUUUCUGCAUCAUUGCUAUAUUCUUCAGUGUCCCAUAAUCCUUCAGAAGUCAUUCAAAAAAUUCUGAUUUGAUUAUCAAAAAAAGAUGUAUUAUUAAUGUCAAAACUGUUUAUUAUCUUUUGUUAAAGCCACUAAAUUCUUCAAAACAUUUGGAUGGUACCGUAAAACAGAGGUAUACACUACAAUGUAGUAAAUUUACCAUAGUGAAAAACAAAGUAACACAAUGGCAUUUCUGUUUUAGAAAUGUCGAGCUCUACCAGUUUACAAAGCUGAAGGAGACUGAAAGAGCUUUAGAAAAGAGUUUGUUUAUUUAGACAUGUAAAUAUGUAUUUAUGAAGGGCUGUGAGAUCCAUGUUUAUUUAAAUUAUUAAAUAAAGAAAACAUUCACUGAA
Molecule: messenger RNA, 3720 nt
Organism: Danio aesculapii
Lineage: Eukaryota; Metazoa; Chordata; Actinopteri; Cypriniformes; Danionidae
Gene: myoz2a
Product: myozenin 2a
Exons: 6
Coding region: 144-938 (264 amino acids)
Cellular component (GO): actin cytoskeleton; Z disc
Molecular function (GO): actin binding; FATZ binding; telethonin binding
Source: RefSeq, a predicted model, not a curated record